AUGGCCAUUUCAUGUGCGAAAAACGAAGAAGUCAUAAAGCACAAGGCCACUGCCAUGCGGACUGUGCUCGGCGUCGGUGCCUACGGCAAGGCCGCAGACGACACUGGCGGUGCCGGAUCCACGACCUUGGCCAUGCGCCUCGAGUACGACCAAGGCGACGACUUCACUCGGCAGUUUCCACGCACACAUGUGUUAGCUAUCACUGAGCCUCGGUCUGCCAGCAUUGUCGAACCGGCCGGAAAGCUGCACGAGCUGUAUUGCUUCGCACGAGACCACGAGGGGCUGCAGGUGCAGAAGAUGGAAGUCCGCGCUUCCCGACGACUCGCAAUUGCGGGUCCGGGUGCGAUUCAACCGGACGGGCGAGCGGCUGAUCAGGGCUCGCUGGCCGAGGAACUCGUCACCACCAUCUUGGCGUCUCGAUAUGAGUGGUACAGCCUACUCGGCGAGCUUGCCAAAAAUUUGGAGCACAGCGGGAGCAGCACGCCGGCGUUUGUCUACUUUGGCUUGACCGACUGCGUUGUGGAUGCCUCGUGCCGCCUGCCCGGUGCCAGAAAUCUCGAGGAGCUUUGGAACAUGAUGGCCACCGGGGCUGACCUUCGUGAAGAGCUCCCCACCGACAGGUUCGACAUCCACGGCAGCUUCCGGACAACCCAGAGCGGCAACUUCAUCAGGAGCGCACCUUUUAUGGAAAUCUCAUCGACGAUCGCCCAUGCCCCUCCCGCUUACACCAGCACUGGCACAAUCCGAGCCUUCCUCUGCGGCCGGCUCAGCUAUCACUACGGCUGGUCUGGCCCUGCCAAAGUCAUUGACACAGCCUGCUCGUCCUCGCUGGUGGCCAUCAACCGGGCCUGCAAAGCCGUCCAAGCCGGCGAGUGCCGGCUCAGGAGUCCUGCUGGACAAUGCAAGCCCUUUGAUGCCGAUGCCGACGGCUACUGCCGCUCCGACGUGGCCGAUCUUGUGGGGGAAUUGUCAGCUUCCAUUACGGCCUCCCACUCGGCCGCCCAGCAGGCGCUAUACCGGAGCGUCUUGGAGCGAGCCGGUAUCCCCCCAGAGACAGUCGCUUACGUCGAGGCCCACGGCACGGGGACGCAGGCAGGCGAACCCCUGGAAAUUGAAAGCGUGCGGUCCAUAUUCGGAAGAAAGCUGUCUGACAGCAGUCUGUACAUCGGCUCCAUCAAGGGGAACAUCGGACAUUGCGAGACGGCAGCCGGCGUGACAGGCUUGCUCAAACUCCUGGCCAUGAUCAAGCAAGGCCAGCUUCCGCCCCAGGCCAACAGCCAGAAACUUACCCCUGAAAUUGCGCCGCUGGAGCGGGACGGCGAUGCCAUCACCCAUGCCUGCGUGUCGCUUCAGAUUCUCCACAGCCUUGAGGUACGGAGUAUCGAAGACGCAGCUGGCCUCCUGAAAGUUCUCGAGCGCUCGGCUGUCUUUACACAGCCGGCCAAGCAGGACGUCAAGCAAGUGGUGUUCCUGUUCAGCGGUCAGUACGAUAACAAGGUCGGCUUGGAUCCGUCCUCCUACAACCACCUCCCUCGUGGCCGCGCUGCAGUGCAGCAUCUUCGACAUGCAAUAGGCCUGUGCGCAGUGCUGGAACGACGCCGGGCUGAGGCCAUGCGCAGUGGUAGGCCACAACCUCGGCGAGCUGACGGCGCUCGCCGUUUGCGGCGCCUUUCCCAGAAGGAUGCCCUCAAGCCUGCCGCGACGCGGGCGAAGCUGAUCGAGGCUUAUGCCGGACCGGAAAGGGGCGCCAUGCUCGCCCUGAGCUCCUGCUCGGCGACGGCCCACAACCUCAAGAUCGCGUGCUACAACGCGCCGACGGCGCUAGUCGUAGCCAGGACCACGGCAGCCACCGACGCGGCCGAGAGUUGCGAAAAGAGUCGCGCCUGCGGCAGUCCCGCGAGUCAUGCGCGUAAUCCCGUCUUCUUCUCCGAGGCUAUCCGCCGGGUGGAGGAGUGCCUGGGCAGUUCCGUCUUCUGGUUGGAGGCCGGCGUGAACACCCCCGUGGCGAGCAAAGCGGGCAGCCCGAAGGCGGUCGACACCAUUGCUGGGGUAACGUCCCGGCUCUGGGCAAACGGGCUCUCCGCGAGUCACUGGCGACUGAUGGCACACUCCAAGGCCGACCGUCAACGAGUGCCACGUCCGGUGCCGGCGUCGCAGAGUUCUCUAUCGACAGAAAUUGAGCGAUACCGCAAGAUCGUGGGCGGCCGCGCAGUGCGCCACCGGGCCUUGUGUCCGGCUUUCAUGUACAUGGAAUGCGUCACCAUGUCCCUGCAGCUGCUUCUCGAAGACACAGGUAACGACCUUAUCGGUAAAGGCGCCAGUCUUGUGUUUGGAGACCGAAGCAUCAGCGCACCCCUGGGCUUCACGAGCGAGGGUGACGUGCGCCUCGUUUUGGGAGCCAUGGAGCGGAUCGAGAGGAGGGCCAGCGAAGACGCCGAGAGGCUGAUGUCGAAGCGCGCAUAUAGUCUCUUUGGUCGGGUGGUGGAAUACGCCCCCUUCUUCAAGGCGAUCCACACCCUCAUGCUGAACCAACAGGAAGGUGUUGCGACUGUCCGGUUGCCGCUCGAACAGCCUGGCAGGGAGGAGAGCACAGCUUGGAAGAUCUGCGACACAGUCGCGGUGGACGCUCUUAUCCAGUUGGUCGGUCUUCUGAUGAACAGCGACCAUUCUGUCGCUGCAGAUGAGGUCGUCGUCAUGGUCGGCCAGGACCGCGCCGUGUUGUCGCCAGCAGCUAAGAUGGACGGUCUAGCCGAGCAGUGGCGUGGGAAUCUCUGCCCGAAGCUCUGGACUCGACCGUCUGCAAAAUGGCACCUGCAAACAAAGCUUGGUUACGUCUUCGAGUUCAAGCCCCGAAACCGCGUGGCUGCCCUCCACGAACUCAUGGCCGCCCACGGGAGCUACGCCGAGUUCUCCCUCGCUCCGCAGCACACAACGUUUCAUAUUUCAAACAGGACAAGCGUCGAGGCUGGCCCUGAAAGCAACGUUCACCCCAUCCUCGCAGUAGCUGGCCGUCCGAUCGACCGCGUCAAGAGCUUCGUUGAUCUCGAGAAGGGCGAUGUGGUGGUCGACUACCGCGACGGCGACGAGGCCGUGGUGGCUGCUCUGAAGAAGACCUUCGAAGGCCGGCCGCCUCUCGAGCACGCGGCCGAUGCCGUAGCAGAGGGCAACAGCGGCAAGAUCAUCGGACAGCUCUUCCGUGAGAAGGGAAACGGUAAAACCGGCAGGUUUACUUUUGUUAACCCUGUCAACAAGGAGGAGGUGUCUCCGUACGUGGAGCAGGUCAUGGCCUUUGUGCGGAGCGUGCACAAAGUUUUCGAGGCCAAGGACUUUGCCCUUAGCUCGCUCACUCGCCGAACGCCUCACCGUUUCCUUCACGGGCACCUUGGGGCCGACCCGCGCAAUGCCGAAAAUGUCCAGCUUCUUGUGGUCGCCCAGGACCUUCGAACGGCCGCUUUGAGCACCGCAAAGGCCUGCUCGUCCGGAAUGGACGCGCCGGGCAUGGUCAUACCUGUUGCCGUGCUCACUAGUCAGCAUUUCCAAGAUGAGUAUUGGCCCAUGACGGUGAAAGACGGGGGCAUCGUACGCAUCACGCCCAAGCCAUUCUGA
Molecule: messenger RNA, 3606 nt
Organism: Parathielavia appendiculata
Lineage: Eukaryota; Fungi; Ascomycota; Sordariomycetes; Sordariales; Chaetomiaceae
Exons: 18
Coding region: 1-3606 (1201 amino acids)
Biological process (GO): secondary metabolite biosynthetic process; fatty acid biosynthetic process
Molecular function (GO): fatty acid synthase activity; 3-oxoacyl-[acyl-carrier-protein] synthase activity
Source: RefSeq, a predicted model, not a curated record